Ectocarpus sp. CCAP 1310/34 is the source of this 570-nucleotide messenger RNA. Lineage: Eukaryota; Phaeophyceae; Ectocarpales; Ectocarpaceae. The record is from the annotation of a GenBank genome assembly.
AUGCAGGACGCGCUGGACCCCCUUCGCCAGUACGCACACGACAAGAUCGGACGCCAUUCCCAAGCGAGGGACGCCAAGACCUUGGAGGUGUUCAAGGCCGCGAAGCUCACGGACUUCACGUUCAUGAAAGGCAGGAAGUACUCCGAUGACACCAUUCGCACCCUCAAGGUGCUCCCGUUCGUCAAGAAGAAGAUGGUCAGGGGGCUGUUGAAGGAGAAGGAAGACUUCUACAUGGCGGCCAGUGACACAGAAGCCGAGUACGGCCACAUGGCUUUCUGGAACGACAACAAGAAGAAGCUCCCUACGUGGCACGCCUUGGUGUUGGAUGUUGCUCUCUUGCAACCAUCCUCUGCGUUCAUGGAACGAGUGUUUUCCAUCCUGCGGUGUUGCUUUAAUGAGCGACAAGAGCACGUGUACAGCGACCGUAUUUGCGCUUCAGUACUGCUCAAGUACAACAGGGGCCGGGCCCAGAGUAGCUCAGCAGAGAUGGGGGGUGGCGCCGAAGAUGCCAACAACGGCGGCGGUAGCGACGAAGAAAGCGAUGACAGCAGCGAUGAAGACAGCGACUGA